Molecule: messenger RNA, 671 nt
Organism: Neomonachus schauinslandi (Hawaiian monk seal)
Lineage: Eukaryota; Metazoa; Chordata; Mammalia; Carnivora; Phocidae
Product: anaphase-promoting complex subunit CDC26-like
Exons: 1
Coding region: 168-425 (85 amino acids)
Biological process (GO): anaphase-promoting complex-dependent catabolic process; protein K11-linked ubiquitination; regulation of mitotic cell cycle
Cellular component (GO): anaphase-promoting complex
Source: RefSeq, a predicted model, not a curated record
GCUUGAAAAGAGGCUGUGGCUAUGCCUUUUAACUCUGGAGAGGGAGCAUAAGAAGUGUUUGUUUAAUGAAUGAAUGACCUAUCCAUUUAGGACCUGUUUAGACCCUGAGGAUAACCCUGUGAGUUGCUGAUAGUUCACUGGGUCUGGCCCUCAGUGUUGAUCUCAGUAUGCUGCGGCGAAAACCAACCCGCCUGGAGCUGAAGCUUGAUGACACUGAGGAGUUUGAGAGCAUUCGAAAUGACCUGGAGACCCGUAAGAAACAAAAGGAAGAAGUGGACGUCGUAGGAAUCAGUGAUGGAGAAGGUGCCAUUGGGCUGAGCAGUGACCCCAAGAGCCGGGAACAAAUGAUUAAUGAUCGAAUUGGUUAUAAACCCCAACCCAAGCCCAAUAAUCGUUCAUCUCAAUUUGGAAGUUUUGAAUUUUAGAGGCGGAUUGUCUGGCAUGCCAGAGCCCUGGAAUGGAGUAAAAUGAUGGCAGAAGUACAAACAAGAUUUAGAGAAUUGAGUGCAUGCAGUCAAGCAGAAUGUUUUACCUCCUGCAGAGAAACACUUCUGCAUGAGAUUACUGAUGCUUAACUUUUGCUCUAAGUGGAAAUCUAAACUCUAGUUUGUCUCUGGAAAAUUUGACUCUAUAAAACUUGUCUGAUUUUUGUUUUUAAAAAUAAAUAUAUU